AUGACUUACAAGGCCUUAUAUGAGCUCAAACAAGCAUCCAAAGCCUGGUAUGAAUGUUUGUCCCAGUUCCUUGUCAAAAAUGUGUAUAGACGAGGAGGAGUUGACAAAACUCUUUUUGUUAAAAAAUAUCAAGAGAAUUUUGUGAUUGUCCAAAUCUAUGUUGACAACAUUUUUUUUUGGUGGGAUGUCAUAGGAGGGUGUCAAGCUCUUCGUUAUACAAAUGUAGGAAGAAUUCGAGAUGAGCAUGGUAGGAGAAUUGUCAUAUUUUCUGGGGUUUCAAAUUUACAAUUGAAUGAGGGAAUCUUUAUCUCUAAAAGUAAAUAUGCCAAGAAAGUGAAGAAAUUUGGGCUUGAAAAUGCCAAUGUUAAAAGAACUCAUGCUCAUGUGAAGACAUCAAAAGACUCAGGUGGAACUCAUAUUGAUGAGAGUCUAUACAAAAUUAGCACUAGACAAGGAACCCACACUUCCAAUAGCAAGAUGGUUAGGAACAAAGAAAAGGCCAAACAAAAAGUGUGUGUCGAAGAGGACGUUUCUCUGACUACACUAAACAAAUAUGGCAUUCACAUGCAUGGACUCCUUGUUGAGAAGAAAGAAGUUGGAAUUCCUCCACCUUUGGAAAAAAGAAGUGAGGAAGAUGUUAAUACUCCCCUCGUGACAAAUCCCAUGACUGAUCAAGAAAAUUUAAAUGAUGAUUCCGUUUAUGACCCUUUGUUUGCUGAAAAUGGUGAGAAAUUGAAGGAUGCAGUCACUUCUAAUGUUGACCCUCAAAUGUCUGAUCAAAAUCCAGAAAAUCUUGAACAUUCUCUUGGCUCUGUCCAUGUUUCUGAUGAGGGCUCUGAUGUUAAUGUUUCCCUCACUGAUCUCAAAAUGAAGGAAAGUGAGGAUGUUUUUGCAUGUGUUAUUGAAUCUCAUGUUGAGGCUUUGCAUGAGACAUCUGAAAUCAUUCUAAAAUAA
Molecule: messenger RNA, 954 nt
Organism: Benincasa hispida (wax gourd)
Lineage: Eukaryota; Viridiplantae; Streptophyta; Magnoliopsida; Cucurbitales; Cucurbitaceae
Source: RefSeq, a predicted model, not a curated record